AUGUUCUUCCUACGCAACAUGGAGCGGCGCGUGACCCUCCACCCAUCCUUCUUCUGCAAGGACGCCCACGAUCUUGUUAUUGACAAUCUCCUCCGCGAUGUGGAGGGAUCUUGCUCUGGUAACUACUACAUCAUCUCCAUUAUGGACACGUUCGACAUCUCAGAAGGGCGCAUCCUCCCCGGAACUGGCAUGGCCGAGUUCACUGUCGGGUAUCGCGCUGUGGUCUGGCGGCCAUUCAAGGGCGAGACGGUCGACGGCAUUGUCGUCUCGGUGAACCCCCAGGGCUUCUUUGCCCAGGUUGGCCCUUUGAAGCUGUUUGUCUCGAGUCACUUGAUCCCCGACGACAUCAGGUGGGACCCGAACGCCACGCCGGCGCAGUUCACCAACAACGAGGAUAUCAACAUCACCCCUGGGUCGUCGGUACGGGUCAAAAUUCUGGGCACGCGAAGCGAGGUGGGCGAGAUGUGGGCUAUUGGCAGCAUCAAGGAGGACUACCUGGGUGCUCUGCAAGACGCGAGCGAAACGUUUGGAGGAGCCGCGUUGGAUGAGGACUGA
Emericellopsis cladophorae is the source of this 555-nucleotide messenger RNA. RefSeq names its product DNA-directed RNA polymerase II subunit-like protein. The record is from RefSeq and is a predicted model, not a curated record. Gene Ontology annotation, molecular function: single-stranded RNA binding; translation initiation factor binding; single-stranded DNA binding. Gene Ontology annotation, biological process: positive regulation of nuclear-transcribed mRNA poly(A) tail shortening; DNA-templated transcription; positive regulation of translational initiation. The coding region runs from base 1 to 555 and encodes 184 amino acids. Lineage: Eukaryota; Fungi; Ascomycota; Sordariomycetes; Hypocreales; Bionectriaceae. The transcript has 2 exons. Gene Ontology annotation, cellular component: P-body; RNA polymerase II, core complex.